This is a messenger RNA of Salvelinus sp. IW2-2015, 3663 nucleotides long. RefSeq names its product nectin cell adhesion molecule 3b (gene nectin3b). Gene Ontology annotation, cellular component: apical junction complex; adherens junction. The record is from RefSeq and is a predicted model, not a curated record. Lineage: Eukaryota; Metazoa; Chordata; Actinopteri; Salmoniformes; Salmonidae. Gene Ontology annotation, biological process: heterophilic cell-cell adhesion; homophilic cell-cell adhesion.
CUCAUUUGACUGUAUCGCUGGAAUCAYGUGAGCCCCCCUAUUGGUGCUCUAGUGGUACAGUCCAAUCGCAGUUUGGAGUUGUUGCUGAGGAGGUUUCGUAGUCCGGAGGACAGACAAGCGUGUUCGAUGGAAGACGGCUCUACUUUCAAAAUGUUCCUGCCUUGCCUAAGGAAUUACCCGCUUUACAAAGGACAGCAUGCUGUAUUUAUUGUUCUUCUGUACAUCUUGACAGGUGUGGGGGGCAGUCAGGUGUUGGUUCCCCAGAAGGUGAGUGCUGUAUUGGGGAAGAAUGUGACGUUGGGCUGUAGCGUGGAGGUGGGGGCCAACCUCAGUCUUACCCAGAGUUCCUGGGAGCGCCGGCUCCCCACAGGCUCGGUGACUGUGGCGGUGUACAAUCCCGUGUUUGGCAUCUCGAUCCCCCCAAACUAUGUGCGCCGCCUGUCCUUCCGCUCGCCCUCCUCCCAUGACGCCACCAUCGUACUGGAGGAUGUGGGCUUUGAGGACAUUGGAGUGUACACCUGCAAGGUGGCCACCUUCCCCCUGGGCAACACACAGGCCUCCACCACUGUCAGCGUGCUCGUGGAGCCCAAGGUGUAUGUGUCGGCUGGCUCGGUGGCUCUGAUCGACGAGGGCAAUGAAACCGUGGUGGCCACCUGCAUCGCUGAGCGGGCCCGGCCCCCCGCCGAAGUCUCCUGGGAGACGGACCUGUUUGGCCAAUCAGAGGUGUCGCUGCAGGACGAGGCAAACGGCACGACCAGCACCCAGGUGCGCUACCUGUGGCAGCCCACCCGCCACGUCCAGGGUCACGCCCUCACCUGUGUGGUGCGCCAUCCUGCCCUGCACACAGACUUCAGGAUCCCCUACCAGCUCAACGUGCAGUACGCCCCAGACAUCGUGGUAGUAGGUUAUGACGGUGACUGGUAUGUGGGCCYUGAGAACAUCCAACUGACCUGCAAAGCCAACGCAAACCCACCAGCACACCACUUCACAUGGAUCAGACUGGACGGGAAAAUGCCAGAGGGGGUGGAGAUAGUGAACAACACGUUGCUGUUUCUGAGGCCCCUCCAACGGAAUGACUCUGGAGUCUACAGGUGUGAGGUUGCCAAUGACAUCAACCUACGCAGCAGGGACCUGCGGAUACGCGUACAAGAUCCUCCCACCACCUCCAUGCCCUACACCACCCCUGCGCCUGUCCUAACCGGCUCUGCCUCCUCAUCCACCUCUGUGGGAGAUAAGCGACGGGUCCUCUUCACCUCCCCCACCCUGGCAGCCCUGCCCCCCGACAACCACCUGGGCACCAUCGUGGGCGGGGCUGUGGGCGGAGCCUUGUUCCUCCUGCUGCUGCUGGUAGUGGGCGGGGUAUGUUACCUACGACAACGGCAGACCUUCCGCGGGGACUACUACACUAAGCAGUACCUAGGGCCUUCAGACAUGCAGAAGGCUCCUCCACAGCACAAGCUCCACCCCACUAAGCCUGCCAAUAACGUCUACCUAGACAAGGACCGCGAAGAGUGGGGCGACCGCGAACGCAACCACGUGCGGGACCGUGAACGCCUCCACAUGCAUCCAACAUCAACAACCAUCAUAAACAACCACAGAGAACCGGAGUACCAGCCCAACGGCCUCACGAGGGCGAUGAGGAACGGAGACCACCACGACCACCUGCGUAGCUACCCCAGCCCCCACCAAACAGGCCAUGCUAGAUACGCUGCCCCGUCACACCCACUGAGCACUGGCUCCCCCUACCUGUCGGAUGACUGCUAUGACAGCGGGGCUGAGGGGGACUAUGUCUCCCAUAUGGAUGGCUCAGUGAUCUCACGCAGGGAGUGGUACGUCUGAUCCCACCACAACCAGGCACGCUACCCUGCCAACAGACUCUGCCCACCAGAGAGAAGAGAGACCACAGCGCAGAAAUCAGAGGAGGAUUUCAUACAUUAUUUAAGAAAAGAGAAUACUCACAUGUUCUGCCUCUCUACAUAUCUCUACAUAUCUCUCUCUCUCUCUCUCUCUCUCUCUCUCUCUCUCUCUCUCUCUCUCUCUCUACAUACUGUAGUUUUCUCUUUCAACGUGCUUUUUCAUUUCUCAUACAGGAGGUAUUUUCCUCUGAUUUUGAUCCUCAUCAUGGAAGGUGUGUGGAUUGCCUAGCCACUCUGUGGCCAUGCCUUCAUUCUGAACUAGAGGACAAAUCUGUUAACUAGUUCAUGUGGGGUUAGGGCUCACAGUUCACUACACAUGCACUACUGGGUAGGCCUUGUGGUAUUGUUUUGAUGGCAAGCCUGCAGCAAUUUUCCUUUUUAUGUUAAUGACUUUGUAAACAAAGGCAGAACUCUUGCUCCUUUUCAGUUCAUGAUUCUUUAAAUGAAAUGAAAUCAUUUUUAGGGAAUCUGAUUUGACUAUUCUUGUUGACAUGAGUUUGCCUUCAACCCAAAGUUAGUACAAAUGGCAAUGUCUGGUAUCAGCUUUCUGUGGGGGGGGGGGGUGUAUUGGAGGAAGGAAAGAGGGAAAAGUGGACAGUAUUUACUUGUUAUUCCAGAUUUCAUUUCUUCUUGGUCUGUGGUUUGGUACCCACAGAAAGGGAAAAGAAUGUACAGCUUUCUGGCACAUACAUGUGUUGCAGUUGCUAAGUGGAUAUCACGGAUACUAAUCACAAAACAUUAUUGUCAUUAUGUGCUGUUCCACACGUAUGUGUGAGUGUAUUAUUAGUACCAGUGCCAACCUGGUCAAUAUUGUCACAUAGCAUUAGAUGCUGUCAUUGCAGCAGGAUGUCAUAGGUUAGAACUACUUCUGCAAUGUCUGUAUCAGUGUGGUGGUCCGUCUCAGAUAGCAGGACAGUAAUGAUAACUAACGAGUUACAACUGAGUAUUAGUUGACUUGUUGUAUGUCACCUCUUCACACAGAGAUGUUCAGCCCUUAAUAGAAUAAAAACAUAUUCAACUAGAGGUCCCUUUUCACAGAUGGGGGGGGUCUGUAUGUUCAGGAGCUACAUGCUUUGUGUCAGCACCCUCUUCCUCUCCAUUUGUAUCUGCUUUUCUACAUAUAAUCUGAAAUGCCCAUAAAAAAUAGAGUAGGAUGUAUAGACUGUCUAUGUUAAAGGCUGUUUAGAAAACAGUGAAUGGGCAUAAUACUUCUACUUCUGUUGUUAUUUCAGCUGUGCUACUGUGAAAUAAGUAGAGAAUCGUUGUUCUGUCUAGUGAGAUUUCCUCUGUUACUCACUGCUCUGGGUUCAGUUAUGUGACCGGUGCCUUAUCCCAGAAGAGCAGUAAAGUAAUCAAGUAAAAUGUACAGACAGAAGUGCAAGGCCCGUUUGAUCCUCUGUUGAGUGAGAUGUUUGUUGCCUUUUUCUUUUUUCAUUUUUACUAUUUUCUUUACAAUGUUUUGAUUGAGUCGUUCUGUUUUUGUGGCAUAUCCUCUUUUCUCUAUUCUCUGACGAUAGCAUUAUUUUUGCUCGUACAAUGAAUGACAUUUUGCAAAGUUUGAAUUGCAAAACACCUGGACAAAGCUGAACUAAGCUAAAACAAUGAUAAUGAUCGUAUUGUACAGUUCCUAUAUGGCAGUUUUCUGUCAGAGCAGCGGAGUUAAAGGGAUCGAUUGGUUUCCUUACCCUGUAAGCAGUCUAUGGACAUGGUAUGACAGAAAUCCAUGCUUUGGUUUAGAUUCAGAUCA